AUGCCAAUAGUUGAACACGCCCCUAACAUGCCACGCAACCAUAAGAAGAAGCUUAAAGUUUGUAUUCUUACAACCUUUCUUUUAUCUUCCAUAAUCCUUAUAACUCUAAUUCCAAUAGCAGCAAUGAAUCGUGAUCCUAAUAAUGGUGCCACGUUUAACCCAAUAAAGAAUCCGGUAUCUGAGAUGCAAAAUGAAGUCCAAUCCACGCCUCUUCUCAGCCAACCGGAGCCACUCACGCUCACAUGUGCGCUGGCACGUGCGUAUGAAACUGACGACGAGUUUUACAAUCAGGUGCUUUCUUUGUUUUUGGCCUCUCCCGAGUCCGGUGCUUCGGUGUAUAGGGCCAUUCGGUACGCCCGAGGGGACGGCAAUUGCUUUUAUCGCUGCGUUUCCUUUCGAUUGUACGAGCUGAUGCUUCAGGACUUGGUAUUUGGUCAGCACACACUGAUGAUUAUGCAGAAUACGAUACGACCACGCAUGCAUCAGCAAUUUGGGGAAGGCAGCAUGGAUUUUUGUUUUAUAGCGGAAGGCAUUGCCCAGCGUAUUUGCAAUGGGGAGCUAUACACGGUGGAUAUGGUCUAUGAGGCCGUUGUCAAUAGAGAAAAGGCGGACUAUCUCAUCCUCUACUUUCGCUAUGCCCUGUCCAUUUAUUUGCGCGAUCACGCCGACGAGUUCGUCCCCUUUGUGAUGGGUCUUGGCUUCUCGAGUGUGGAGCAAUACUGCGAGACGGAGGUGGAGCCCCUUUCCAAAGAGAGCGACAAUGUGGAGGUUAGGGCCUUUGGGCAGCUUUUCGAUGUGACCAUUCAAGUCGAGGCGAUGUACCCCAAGGCUGGAAAACUGACGACGAUUCAAGUUGGCUCGGUGCAGGGCAAGAAUGCUCACCCUCCUUCCAUUAUUUACUUGUUAUUACAACCUGGACAUUAUGAUUUGCUUGAGUCCUAG
Messenger RNA from Phytomonas sp. Hart1, 942 nucleotides. The record is from the annotation of a GenBank genome assembly. NCBI's taxonomy places the organism in Eukaryota, Euglenozoa, Kinetoplastea, Trypanosomatida, Trypanosomatidae.